This is a messenger RNA of Varroa destructor (honeybee mite), 2375 nucleotides long. It is a transcript of the gene Dbp45A, whose product is annotated as putative ATP-dependent RNA helicase Dbp45A. NCBI's taxonomy places the organism in Eukaryota, Metazoa, Arthropoda, Arachnida, Mesostigmata, Varroidae. The record is from RefSeq and is a predicted model, not a curated record. Gene Ontology annotation, cellular component: cytosol. Gene Ontology annotation, molecular function: nucleic acid binding; RNA helicase activity; ATP binding.
AUUGCGAAGUCUUAGGCUGAUGCUGAAAUUCAACAAUAAUUGACAAGUCUUACACUGUAAAACUUUGGUCUAGCUAUGCGCUUCACCAGAGCCUGCAGAACGUAAGUUCUGAGGUAAGUCACAGCGACCUCAAACAAUAACUGAGUCAGAAAAAUCACUCGACAGACCUAGGUUUGUCAGAAAAAAAUUCUACAGUUAGAAGUUAAUUUCUUCUGGAUUUUCAGAGUCGGCGACAGAAAGCAAUUACGCUUACAAAAAAAAAAUUUUAUUUGUUUGUGUAGACACGGACUGCAUUUAGUCUUGGCGGUGCGGAAUCCAUCAGCUGGAUAGGACUUUGGUCCGAAAGUCGAAUUCUAGUUUUUUGAGAGUGUUAAGUAAUUUUAAUACAAUUCACUUGAUGUGAGGUAUAUUUAGGUUCUCGCAUGAGCAAAUCAAAGCAUUUCUUCAAAUUAAAGGGCGGUUUCUCAGUUUGAAAUUUUCGCGCCAAGAAGUUCCGACAGUAGCACGUGGUUGAAAUAUCGAAUGUGAAUACCAGUUUUUUGUGUACGCAAUACCGAUAGUCGAACCGCGAAUUUAACUUCCAGAGUGAUUUUUCUGCUAUGGGGGCAACCUUCAGUGGCGUCAUUGACUACUAAGAACCGAGAUCGGUAAUUCCUCCUAAAAGGAUGGGUGAUGAAGACGAAGUCUCAGCGCCGGUGUCCGACGACAACAACAUACAAUCUUUCAAGGAGCUCAAAUUGUCCAGUUGGCUUUUGGAUCGACUGCAUGUAGUUGGUAUACAAAAACCUUCGGCGGUACAACGCAACUGUCUUCCGCCAAUUUUAGAAGGGAACGAUUGCAUUGCGUGUGCAAAAACGGGUUCAGGAAAAACACUCGCAUUUGCGCUACCCGUCCUUGAAAGGCUCUAUCAGGAACCUUAUGGAAUAUUUGCCUUGGUCCUUUCGCCCACCCGAGAGUUAGCCAUGCAGAUUCUAGAUCAGUUCCGUAUCCUGGGUAAAAAAGUCAAUCUCAAGGAUUGUCUUGUUGUAGGUGGAAGUGAUAUUGUCGACCAGGGCAGAGAGCUUGCACAACGACCGCAUGUCGUUGUUGCAACUCCCGGUCGACUGGCGGAUCAUUUAGAGUUUGCUCUGGACGACAUUAAACCUCUAUUCUCGAAAAUGCAGAUGCUAGUGUUGGAUGAAGCCGAUCAACUACUUAGUGGGAAAUAUAAUGAUCAACUGCAGACAAUCUUUUCGGCACUACCAAAAAAGCGACAGACACUUCUCUUCUCGGCUACGCUAACGCGGACUAUUCAAGAACUUCAGCUGCUCGCUAUGACUAAUCCAUUCUUUUAUAUGGCACCGUCUUCGGUUGCCACUGUUGAUGGUCUUUUACAAAAGAUUGUCCUAACGCCUGAGCAUGCAAAAGAUACAUAUUUGGUACAGAUAAUCAAACAAUUCCAAGAAAAGGACACAAAAGGAUUAGUUAUGAUAUUUGUUGGUACUCGCAAGAAAUGCCAAGCCCUUUCCAUUGGAAUGGAUUCGCUCGGUUUUAGAAACGUCUCGUUGCAUGCGCAGCGUUCACAACGCGAACGAAUUGCAGCGCUAACUACAUUCAAAUCGAGUGUUACCAAAAUUUUAGUUGCAACAGAUGUCGCCGCGCGAGGUCUAGACAUACCUCAAGUCGAAUUAGUCAUAAACCACAAUGUACCAAAUGAACCUAAACUGUACGUUCAUCGUGUGGGUCGAACUGCUCGAGCUGGGGCUGGAGGCACAUCAAUAACGCUGGUCGCACCCCAGGAAAUCUUACUUGUGCACGAAAUAGAAAAGCACGUUGGAGUCAAAAUGUGUAAACAUAAGGUUGACGAUAAUGAGGUCGCGAAGAUCAUGGCUCAAGUGAAUGUGGCGGUUCGUGAAGCCGAAAUCCGAAUGGACGAAACAGAUUUUCAGGAGCGUCAGCUUAUCUACAAAAGGAAAAGGCUACUAAUAAAGAGCCAAGAGCUCCUUGGAAAGGACAAACCAGAUGACAAAAGGCCGACUGUCAAAAACAAACGCAAUUCUAAGAAAAAGGACAAGCGAGCAUUACAUAACGACAGUAUCGCAAAGAAAGCCCCAAAGAAGACCAAAUCAUAAAAGAAGCUGAUCAUUGGCUAAGAUCUUUCGAAAAUAGUGGUUUGAUCUACUACUCAGGUGGCCAUUAUAUUCUGAAGGCAAAUUAUUGUCCUCAGGAGAAUAAGUGCUGUGUGUAGUAUAUUAUUGAUGUAAAUAGGCUGUAUUAUAAUAUUAGGCAUAGAAAAAUUAUAUUAAACAUGUUUACAUGGAUUUCUCUAGCAAAGCUAUCGGUUGACUAAAUAAGCCGGCCUGACUAGACGAAAUAAACGCUUCUGCUACUAUGAG